GCCAAAACCUUUUCUUAUUUAACAGUCUAACUUCCCCAUUAGUCAGACGGAAAACAAACAAUUUCCUCUGUUGUCUUCCUCAGAUUAAUAGCACUUGCAGCGCAUCCACUCUGAGUUUAGGCCAGUGUCAUGUCUCAAGGAUAAACUGAUGGAAGAGGUGUAUGGAACAACAGGAUACCCCCAUUUCUAAGUGAAAACAGCACUGCUUCCCAAGAUCAACAUGAUCAAACUUGAUGAUGCUCGACCUCUCCAACAAUAAACUCAGGUCAUUGGAUUUUCUAGCAGAGGCCAAACAAUCGGCACUCAAGUGGCUAAACGUCAGCAACAAUGAAUUGUUUGUAAUCAGCGAAACAGUCAUCCGAUCCCUUCCAGGCUUGACAUAUCUGGAUCUAUCUGCUAACCUUUUAACAUGUGAAUGUUCUAAUUAUGGUCUUAUCCAGUGGAUUCAAAGCAGCAAACAGACACAGGUUGUUAAUGCACAUCAGUACACUUGUGUGUUUCCUGUUAGCCAACGGGGAAACAAAUUCCUGGACUUUGGCUUUGACUCCUGUCGGAUAGAUGCUGCCUUGCUCUGCUUCCUUUUUAGCUCUAGUCUAGUUGUGCUUACUCUCCUUGCAUCCUUCAUCUACCACUUCCUGAGGUGGCACCUCACUUAUGCCUACUACCUCUUCCUGGCCUUUCUCUAUGAUAACAGGAGGCGGAAGAAAGGUAUUCCUCACAGCUACGAUGCCUUUGUCUCCUACAAUGUUCAUGAUGAAGCUUGGGUCUGCGGAGAGUUGCUUUUAAAGCUGGAGGGUCAGCAGGGCUGGAGACUCUGUCUGCACCACAGAGACUUUGAACCAGGUGUUGAUGCUUUUCAUUAUGGCACUGAAAAGAGGGAGUUUUCGACACCACAGUGUCUUUUUUUUCGCUUUGACAGCACUAUGCCGCCCCGGGCAACCCCCGUGUCGCCCGUAUCAAAAACCGCUACUGGCUACCGUCUCUUCAAUGAGCACAAGGAUGUGUUGAUCAUGGUAUUUCUGGAGGACAUACCAGCCAAGCAGCUGUCUCCGUACUACCAAAUUUGGAGUCUGGUGAAGAGGAGCUCUUACUUGAGUUGGCCACAGGCUGUUCAGCACACUGGAGUCUUCUGGCAGAAAUACAACAACCUCUUUCUCUCUCGAGAGAAGAAACCCCUGCUGAGCACAGGCGCCUCCUCACUGGACACCAGAGAGUCAUCCAAUGAUAUUUAAUCUAGGUGGAAAAAUCACAGAUUGCAUAUAAACGAGCUAGCUUCUGGUUCAGAGAGGUGAAGCUACUGCAGAAGUGGCUAAACUUGCAGUACUUCUAAUGCCCAGCAGGGGGAAACUCCUGUGGUUUCAAUAAGGUUACUUGUAGGUGUCUAUGGGCAAACAGCCCUGUGCUGCCUUGACCUGUGACCUCAGUGAACACUUUGUUGUCUGGUGGACUUUCCUGGAGUUUAUGGACUCGGUCAAAAGUGUCAAGUGUUAUUUCAUAUUGUUUGUUUUAUAAAUGGACAACCCAGUGUUACAAGAAUUAUAUGUGCAUUUUUAUUAACGUCUGUACCGAAUUCUGACAACUUAGCAUGUUGUGCUCAUCCUGUCAGGGGUAAAUAUACUGAAUGACAUUUAGUCUUACUGUAGUCCCAAGAGCUCACUGCUGGUUUCCUUCAUACUCUAUGUUCCUGUUACUGCGAACUGACAGUUGUUAGUGUUUCUGACAAAGCGUGAGAGACAGUAUUUUUAGUUGAUAACACUGAUGAAACCCAACCUGAAACCAAUGAAUGAUUUUUCCUUUGUGAUACUUAUUUCUUUACAAUGAAAUAAAAACAGAAGUUAAAUGAGUAGCAGAGGCUAAGAGCAGUGGUGUUUUGUUUUUUUGACUCACCAUAAAUUUUGCUGCCACUUUCUAUGGCUUGUUCAGUUUACAGUUUUAAUCCAAAAAAAAGAAAAAGAAAAUAUGUCAAACUGUAUGUAAAUGAUGACAUCCUCCUCCUCAAAUGGGGAUGUCAUAGAUUCAAUUCAAUUUUAUUUUAUUUAUACAGUACCAAAUGACAACAACAGUCACCUCAAGGUGCUUUAUUUUGUAGUGUAAACCCUACAGUAACACAUACAGAGAAAAA
Oreochromis niloticus (Nile tilapia) is the source of this 2122-nucleotide messenger RNA. RefSeq names its product toll-like receptor 13. The transcript has 5 exons. Bases 234 to 1232 code for a protein of 332 amino acids. Gene Ontology annotation, biological process: toll-like receptor signaling pathway; inflammatory response. Gene Ontology annotation, cellular component: plasma membrane. NCBI's taxonomy places the organism in Eukaryota, Metazoa, Chordata, Actinopteri, Cichliformes, Cichlidae. The record is from RefSeq and is a predicted model, not a curated record. Gene Ontology annotation, molecular function: protein binding; signaling receptor activity.